This is a messenger RNA of Melanotaenia boesemani (Boeseman's rainbowfish), 6302 nucleotides long. RefSeq names its product pleckstrin homology-like domain, family B, member 2b (gene phldb2b). Gene Ontology annotation, biological process: regulation of microtubule cytoskeleton organization. The record is from RefSeq and is a predicted model, not a curated record. NCBI's taxonomy places the organism in Eukaryota, Metazoa, Chordata, Actinopteri, Atheriniformes, Melanotaeniidae. The transcript has 24 exons. Bases 208 to 4539 code for a protein of 1443 amino acids. Gene Ontology annotation, cellular component: basal cortex. Gene Ontology annotation, molecular function: protein binding.
CCUUCUUACCUUUGUGUACAUUUGGAGGGUCUGUUGUGUUUGUGAAUGUGACACGGGAUUAUCCACAGGUUCUUCAUGCCGUGCGGGGAUUUUAACAACAGAGAUUGUGACCAGGACAAAACGGAAAAUUAACAGAAUAUCAAAGGGAGUUGGGUUAGACGACAUCCUCGAUUUUAAACCGAGUGUGUCCUUUUGUUUUUAUUCACGAUGACACAAGUGGCCAGUCCCGUUUCACUAAUGGAGUCUGAGAUGAUGUUUCAACCAGAGUCAGAUCAAAUACCUCCAGCUGAACCUAAGUCUCCACCCCUGGACUUAAUCGACACAGGGAAAGGACUGAAGGUUCAGACUGCAACACCUCAUCUGGUUAGUCUGGGCAGUGGGAGACUGAGUGUGGCAAUCACCCUGUUGCCACUAAAAGAAGGGGUGACACGUAUUGGCAGAGAAGAUGCUCUAAUUCCUCAAGACAUCACAAUCCAGGGACCUGGCAUUGAAGCAGAGCACUGUAUUAUCAUCAAUGAAGGAGGUGUGGUGACCUUGGACCCCUGCGGUCAUCUCUGCAGCCUAGAUGGAGUCCAGGUCACUGUGCCUACACCACUUACACAAGGAUAUUCACUGUGUUUGGGUAAGUCAUAUUUGUUCCGCUUCAACCAUCCUGAAGAGGCCAGCAGAAUGAAGAGCAUGAUUCCACAAAAGAGCCCAGUAUCAGCUUUAGCCUACAACACAGACUAUCUGAAGUUUAGCAGUGACUACAGCCAUGCAGUGGUGGGGGGCACCAGUAGUGCUAGGGGCAUGCGGUCAGCCUCUGAGCUUAGGGACUUGAUGGACACCCUACAACGCAAGAAAAUUGCCCUUGAAAACAGCCUCAGAGCCAAUGGAAAUGCUAACCCCUCCUACUUCAGUGUAACACAGUCUCCACCCACCACACCUGUCUCAAGUCCUGCAAUGUCUUCAUCGGCCUAUCAGGAGCAGGCAAGACGUUUGUAUGGCUCAGAUCGUCCACCUGUGUCUUUGAAAUCUGCUCCCCAUCUUUCACCUGGACGACGAUCUGACCCUUCAUCUCUGGGUUUGCGCUCCUCAGUUAACCGCGGUCAGGACAACGGCGGAAUCAGCGAUAGCCGGCGACUGCACAACCCAGGUUCCUCUCCUUUACUGUCCACGUGGAACGGUGGAGGUUCUUCUACUUCCGUUGCCAGUAGCGAUAGUUUCCUCCUCUCUCUUCCUCCUUCCUCCUCAUCCCGCACUCCAUCAACAGGAGGUGCAGUCAGCAUGCCCUCAAGCCCUCGCCUAGGCCGCCGUACUUAUGGGAACCAAGAGUCAUCUUCCAGCGGUCGAACCAGGAAAUAUUCAACAGGCUCACUGAAUAGUAUGACGACAGGAGGGCAUAGCCGCUCUCUGCCUCGCCUUUGUCCCUCCCCAUCUCCCCGUGGUGAUAGCAAUGGAGCGCUGACCUUGUCAACACUUCCUCCACGACGGUCUGAUAUUGCCGGGGGUUACAAAUUUAGCAAAGAUGCUUACAACGGUCAGAAUACCAGCGCUGACCUCAACCACAACUCUAGUUACUCCUGCCAGCAAACCUCCAGCAGGAAUCAAAUCCAGGCCACUUCUCAGGGUGAAAGUGUUGUGUCUAUCUCCCUUUCCUCCCCUAAGAGCUCCUGCUCCACCAGUCACCCCAUCUCUCCCACAGCUGCCCCACCAGAUGUGACAAUCCCAUCAAAACCAGGAGGAUCCUCUUCCCCUCGUGUUGCCAAAAAACUCAGCCUAACCUCCACCAGCUCAUUGGGCUCUGUCAGCUCCACAAGUUCUAGCCCUCCAGAGGUAGAGCGUCUGGCCAGCCAAGGAAUCUCCUCAGGACUAGAUCUGUCUUUUGGUGAGAGAGAAAAACGAAGAGGAGGCCUAGAACUCAACUGUGCUCCUGGGGAAGGACUUGGAGAGCGGAGAGCUUCAUUUGGGAAGGCAGGGCUGGAACAUGGGGUGGGCCUGGGGGAGAGGAGGCAGUCAUUUGGAAAGGCAGGGGUGACUCCACCUGGGGGAUUUAGGGAAAGAAGGGGGAGUAUCAGUUCACUGAGUGGAAAGGAAGAAUUGACAGAUUACCAUCAGCGACAAAAAGAGGAGAGACUUCGUGAGCAGGAAGUAGAGAGACUGGAGAGGCAGCGGCUAGAAACCAUCUUGUCUCUUUGCUCUGAGCUGGGUCGGGCUGAAUGUGAUGGAGGUGGAGUAGCUCAGACCUCCGCUUCAGCUGUUGCAGACCUUCAGAAGAUCAACCAGGAACUCGAAAAGCUCCAAGUGAAUGAUGACGACGAUGAAACGCCAUCUGUGUUUUCGGACUCUUCGAUUGUUAACGGAACAGCAGGGAACAGUCACAUGACUUCUCCUGGACCAGAGAACGGUUACUAUGAUGAUGAUGAUGAUGAUGAUGAUCUGCAGGUACGACAGAGACGCAGCAGUGGACACAGAGACUUCAGGGCUGAGUCAGCUGUUGUCAGUCUGCGGGGGUUCGCUCCCUCACCUUCUCCACGCACACAGAAAAGAAAUGAGACUUUUGAGGAUUCAACUCAUCGUCGAGGACUAGACUUGAUGCCUUCAGAGGAGGAAGUGAGGUGUGUGGAGGAGGAGAGAAUUCAGGUGCUGAACAACAUGGAGGAGUUGGAGCAGAAAAUCAAAGAGCUGGAUAACCAAAUGGAGGAAUCUGCCAGAGAGGUGGAGGUUGAGCGAGCGCUCGUUGAGGCAGAGCAGGAGUCAGAAGUUGCUGCUCUCCAGCGGGAAAAAGAUGCUUUGGAAGCACUUCACAGCAAGAUGGAAGACAUGGAGACCAAAUCCAAGCAGGAAAAAGAAAAGGCGUGCGAGUUGCUGCAGGCAGAAAGGGGCAAAAUAGAGAGGUUGGCUCAGAUUGUGUGUGAGCAGCGCUCCCAGCUGGACAGCUGCCCUGAAGCCACCAAGGAGCCCCUGCAGGAGCAGCUAGCCAGGGACUGUGAGAUGCUUGAGGCAGAGACAAAGCGGUUUGAGGACCUGGAGUUUCAGCAGCUAGAAAGAGAGAGUAGGCAAGAUGAGGAGAAGGAGACACAUACACAACAUCUUCUCAGGGACAUCGCAGACUACCAACGCAGCACUGUCACACGCAAGGAGCGACUGUUAACGCUGAAAAAGCAGGCAGCGCAGAUUAUCCAACAGGCUCAACGAGAAAAGGAGAGCUUCCUGAAGGAGAGGAGCAACCUUGAGUCAAUGCUGCAAAGAGAAAAGGAGAGCCUUGCUUUACUGGAAAGAAAAUAUGCUGACCUCACUGGUGGGAGAAGUUUCACUAUGAGGGAGGGCUAUGUCACUGUCAGUGAAAUCAAUGAGCUUUACUCACAGCUUGGGCAGGACCCUAAACCUUCCCCUGCCCCCUCUCUGGCCAAAGCCUCUCCCGAGUCCGAGGUAAACCUUUCCCCUGACGACGACACCCCCAAACCAACGGAGGACGAGCAUUUUCGUUUGCUGGAGGAGCGAAAGCGGUCUGAGAAGGACGGUGGGUCACAUCUGAGUGAUACUUUACCCAGAAAGAAGACCACUCCCAUGCUGAACCCUCAGUUUACAUGUGCAACACUCGGACGGAACUUCCCAACUAAGCCCCAUCAGCCUCUGGUGCAGAGUACAAGUUGUGGCAGCAUUCUUCCAAGAAUUCUUUCCUUUUCGAACAAGGAAAGUGAAACUCGACGUCUUCAUAGAGGCCAGCAAGGCUCCCGAGCAGCUUCCCAGACUAACGUCUACCUCGAUGCCUUUGGUUACCGUGACAACCAGGCCUUUGACACGAUGAGUGUGGAUAGCAGUGACUCCAUUGAAACCAGCAUCUCUGCUUGCUCACCUGACAAUGUCUCCAGUGCAAGUACAUCAAAUGUGGCGAAGCUGGAGGAGAUGGAGCGCCUGCUCAGAGAGGCACAAGCUGAGAAAAACCGCCUCCUGGAGCACAAGGAACGGGAAAUGGAAAUACGUAAACAAGCCCUGGAAGAGGAGAGGAGAAGAAGGGAGGAUUUGGAGAAAAGGUUACAGGAGGAGACGAGCAGGCGUCAGAAACUCAUAGACCGUGAGGUUAAAAUGAGGGAAAAACAGAGAGCGCAGUCCCGGCCGCUAACUCGAUACUUGCCAGUGAGAAAGGAUGAUUUUGACUUGCGAGCUCACAUUGAGUCAGCGGGCCACAGCACAGACACGUGCUUCCACUUGUCCAUCUCUGAAAAGACCUGCAGAGGUUACCUGGUCAAGAUGGGAGGCAAAAUCAAAACCUGGAAGAAACGCUGGUUCGUCUUUGAUCGCAACAGACGCACACUCACCUACUACGCAGAUAAGCAUGAAGCCAAGCUGAAAGGAGUGAUUUACUUCCAAGCUAUUGAAGAAGUAUAUUACGAUCAUUUAAAGAGUGCACAUAAGAGUCCAAACCCCUCCCUAACCUUCAGCGUAAAGACACACGAUAGAGUCUACUACAUGGUCGCGCCGUCUCCCGAGGCGAUGAGGAUCUGGAUGGAUGUCAUCGUCACAGGCGCUGAAGGGUACACCCAUUUCAUGGUGUAGUGAAGGUAGUGGUGAAGACAUGCGCAUUUGGUUGUUUAUAUUGUGUUUCUACUGACAGGAGUUUAUGUCAGUAACCCUUCAAGUAAAUGCGCCUAUUCACUUGAGAGUGGACUACAGCUUAAGAUGAACAGUGUCCGGCUGAUCUGCUUCCGUGGAAUUUUCUGACUUUAUUCCAAUUUAUUCCUAAAAGAAUACAGGUGGUGAAAAGUUUGGCUUGUUUGAUUGGUUGUCUGAAAAGAGAUGACAUUACUUGUGCUCUCUCCUCAUUGGGAAGUGUAAAAACAAACAAAAAACAUUGAGGGGAAAAAAGUGCCUUUUUAUUCUUGGGAAAACCCUGGAGAUAACCGUCGUAUUAUAGUCAAGAUGGCAGGCUUUGAUUGGUCUCAAACAUUUGUGAGAAUCUGCACAAAUAUAAAGGGCAGUAAUUCCACCAUUCAUAUGCAGUCUCUUGUUAAAUCCAACAGUAGGAUCAGAUUCAACAGUCUGCUUUGGGGUGAGCUCAGAUUUGUCUCAUAAUUUUCCUCAAGCAUAAAGGAAUCUACAUUAGCUAGAAAUGGGUUUAAUCCAAGUACUUUUUUCUUUGAGCUUUGUACAAUGUUCUUCAGAAGAGAGCAGACUGUGACUCAGCAGCUCUUUUUAGCCUUUUUGUUUUAUUUCCCCCCUCUCAGGUUUAACAGUAUGUAUGGACCUGCAUGCAUACAUCAUGAUGAUGUGUAUAUCUACACAUUAGGUAAAGAAGUGCCUGUUUUUGGUGCAUGCUUCAUGUACACAUGUUUUUACUGUGGGCUUCUAUUGUAGCUCCAAGGUGCUAUUGUUAUGCAAUAUUCCAAAAAACACCCUCACAUUAUAGUCCUGAGCAGUGGUGUAAUUAGGCACUCAACAUGGUUGAGUUUGAUUUUUUUUUCUGGUUGUUAUUAUCGUCUUUUUAAAAACACCUUAAUGUGCUGGGUUUACAAAAGCAUCGCCACACACUCUGAAACACACACUAAACAGCUGUUUAAAAGGUAACAAUAAGAACUGAUACACAUGAGAGGCACAUCGUUGUGGCACAAUGUACAUUUUGUUUCAAAAUUGUACUUUUGAAAUAUUUAGAACGGUUUAGAUUAAUUAUCAACUUAAAAGUUAGAUUUGUGCCUUUUUCUUUAUGAUAUUUUUUAGCGGCAGUAUUUUUACACACAUUCUAUCGCAUUUUUGAGACCCACAUUUAUCCAUAUACGCAAUGCCAAGGAUUAAAGUUUCUAAUUAAGAUGUCAUGCAGACAGAUUUAUGGUACAUUUGUCAAUUAUAAAAGUUGACUGAUUACUGUGCUGCUUUUAUCCACUAGCUUUCAACACAUUAUAUUUGCAGGUAUUACCACUAACGAAAUGUUGUGCUUUAAAUUAAUAUUCCACUACGAUCAGUAAAGCUGCUUUUCCAUCCAUACUAUGUUCAGUCCACUGACAAGCAUAUGUACUAUCUUGCCUUGUUGCAUUGUGUGUGUUUUUUUUUUUUUUUUUUUUUUUUUUUUACCGAAGUAGCUGUCCUAUUGAUAUGAUGUAUAUUUUUCUGUCGUCUCUAUAAGUACUCCAAGAACAAAAGUAUAUAUAUAUGUUGUCAUUUUUACCAUGUGAUGGCGCUAUUGAAUUUUUUUUUAUUUAGUUCCUUUAAUCCUAUAGUUUGUAUUUUCUAUAAUUGUUUUAUGUUCAUCUUACUGUAUUUAUGUCAUUAUCAAUGCAUGUUUCUUAAUUUUGUAUCACCAUAUGAAUAAUAAAUGAUAUAUCUUA